This is a messenger RNA of Stylonychia lemnae, 1305 nucleotides long. The record is from the annotation of a GenBank genome assembly. Lineage: Eukaryota; Ciliophora; Spirotrichea; Sporadotrichida; Oxytrichidae.
AUGUCAAAUUUGGAGUAAUAUCUAUUUUAAACCAUAGAUAAUUAGCAAAGAAAAGAAGCCAAGUCAGUUUUCUUAGUCAUUGAAGGAAUCAUCAUUUUCAUUCUCUACUUUUUCAUUCCAGAGGCAAUUGAAGUUAAAUCCUUUCUAAAAUUGAUUGAUCAAUGGAAUAUGCAGCCUAUUACAGAAAUAUAAAGAAUAAGUUCAUCUGAAAGUUGUCCUUAUGGAUACUAAGCUCUGACUGCUCCAUUUUAUGGAACAAAUAGGUACUGUAUGACUUGGUAUACUGUAAAGAUGGGAAGUUGCAGCAAAAAGGAGAAUGAGGAUGACAAUGGCUAUGAUGAUACAGUAUUAUGGACUAAAAAUUUUGAUCAGUUAGGUGGCUUCAAGAUUUGCUACAAAAGAGACGAGCAAAAGAGAACAUAUUAUGACUUGUAAAACGAUCCCUUGUUCCAGCAAGGUCUUUAUCAUUUCAAUCAAUACAGCCCAGAGCAAAAUAAACUUUCUAAUUCCCUCCAUAAUGAUAAUUAUGAUAGGUUUUAUUUCUCGGUAUCAGGAAGUGAUGAACCGAUUGUUGAUUUAAAACUCUCGUUUUUACCUUACCCGUGUCUGAUUGAAAACGGAGAGCGCUAUAAAAAUAAAAGAGAAAUUAGCAGGAUAUUUGCAUAACCGAAUUCUUGCAAGGAAAAACCAUUUUUAUCUGAAGAUGAAUCAGAAAACAAGCUAUUUAAAAAAGUUGACAAUUUCUAGAUUCAGGAAUACCGAGUGCUUGAUGAGAAUGGAAUAUUUCCAAAGAUAGAUAAUUAUAACCCACACAGACACGACAUUAAGACUAUUUACGACAGAGACCUAUUCAAGAAUUAGUAUUAUCAUAUGUUUUACCAAAACUAUAUGAAGUACUCUCAUGAGUGUAAUUCACACAAAGAAUUUAAAGUAUCAGAGUUUGUGCGAUUAAUUAAAAAAUUCUAAGAACUUGAAAAUCUUAAUUAUGCUAUACUAUUGGUGCUAUUUCUUGCUUUUCUAUGGACUUGCUGGAUGAAUCAGCAUAAGCAUUAGAUCCUCUUCAAAUUCAUGACAUUAGGAUAUAUUUUCUUUGCAUAUUACUCAAUAAUGGCAAUCUUCAUUCAAAGUGAUGAAUCUCAUAAGAUUGCUUAAUUUAUUGAGAGGAAGUGCAUUCCUGAUGAAACUGCUUCUUAAUCAUUAUUAAAUAUUGAGGAAGGAAUGCUAUCAAGUAGGAAUUUUAUGAUGUGGACAAUACCCACUUUAUUGAUUAUGAAGAUGGUUUCUGAAUAUUUUAUUAAUUUCUGA